Molecule: messenger RNA, 1020 nt
Organism: Candidozyma auris
Lineage: Eukaryota; Fungi; Ascomycota; Pichiomycetes; Serinales; Metschnikowiaceae
Gene: HAP5
Product: Hap5p
Exons: 1
Coding region: 1-1020 (339 amino acids)
Biological process (GO): regulation of DNA-templated transcription
Cellular component (GO): nucleus; CCAAT-binding factor complex
Molecular function (GO): DNA-binding transcription activator activity, RNA polymerase II-specific; DNA binding; protein heterodimerization activity
Source: RefSeq, a predicted model, not a curated record
AUGGAGUAUAACAACACUUACUUGGACGACCAAGAGUUGACCCAUUUAAACCAACAACAAGGUCACAAUGGCGUUGGAGAGCAUCAUUACAACGAGCAGUCGAUACCGACUGCCUCAGAACGAGCCCCUCCUCAACUGACUACACAUCCUGUUGUUGAUGAGGAAGAGCUUUUAGCCGCUCAAGCGGCCGCUGAUGCGGCAGUUGCCCAACAACAAGCUCAACCGCAGCCUGGAGGAGUUUUUGGAAAUGUUGGCCAGGGGUUGACAGGUAAGAACAGAGAAAUGUUGAUGCAGUAUUGGCAGGAAACAAUUGACUCCAUCGAGAAUGAUGACCAUGACUUCAAGAACCACCAGUUGCCCUUGGCCAGAAUCAAGAAGGUGAUGAAGACGGAUGAAGAGGUGAAGAUGAUCAGUGCUGAGGCCCCUAUCCUAUUUGCCAAAGGGUGCGAUGUCUUCAUCACCGAACUAACAAUGCGAGCAUGGAUACAUGCCGAAGAGAACAAGCGCAGAACACUUCAAAAAUCAGACAUUGCCGCUGCAUUAACCAAAAGCGACAUGUUUGACUUCCUUAUUGAUGUGGUGCCCAGGGAAGAGGAAAAACCUAAAAAGUCAUUCCUGGGCCUGUCUCGAGGUGGCAGCUACGUAGCUACUACUUCGCAGCCACAAAUGCACCAGUUUUCGCAGCCGCUGAUGCAUGUCUCCCAAAUUCGUGGCCCAGGUAACCCACCCGUUCCUGCUCCAGUAGAAGCAUCGAUUGGACAGAAUACACAACUGCCAGGUAACCUGGGACUGCCUCUUCAAGGCGUUCCUCACUUGCCUCAGAUAAGGCUGCCCCAGAACCAGCUUCCGCCCCGUCCAAUAUCUGACAACGACAAGGGGGACGCCCGUGAGCUUCAACAUCCGGUCCCACCGCUCGACGACAUGAGAAAUCCUCAAGACGAAGGAGUGAAGCAGGAGGAGAAUGAGGAAGGGUCGGGAUAUAACUUCGAGAACUACCAAUCUUACGAAACCGGUUACUAG